AUGCCGGUACCGCACCUACCUGCGCGCUCUCUGAGCUCUUCCAGCACCGCUCUCUCGUCGUCGAGCUCGUCUACUAGCAGCAGCAGAAGUUCCACUGGCUCAAGCUCUUCUGGAACCAGCUCUUCUAGCACUACUUCCAGCAGCUCGUCCUCCGGCUCGACAACACCCGGCUCGACUACCACCAGCACCACUUCUGGCAGCUCUUCCUCGGGUAGCACAUCCUCGGGCACGACCUCUUCUGGAACUUCGUCCAGUUCUUCCGGGACUACCUCCCCGUCCCCGUCCAGUAGCAGCAGCUCGUCCAGCUUCUCAUCCUCCAGCUCUUCCACCUCGUCUAGCUCCAGCAGCAACGGUACCUCUAUACUCACCCUGAAGAAGCGCUCCAUGCCUCUGAUGGCGCGCCAGAAUGGCGCCACCACCUAUGUCGGUACCACUGGACAGACCAACCCUACCAACUGCAACCAGGCUUCUAUCUUCAGAAUCGGCUCUUCUGGCACCUUAACUGUUGAUGGUGUUGCUCUCGGUGUCAACCCCGGUACUCCUUAUAUUGCUCUACGUGCUGGCAGCACCGGAUCGAUCACUGCUACCUUCACCAAUACCAAUGGCAACUUCGCAUGGACCAACGGAGCUUUCUUUAACAACCAGGCUGGUUUCUGCCAGGACAACAGCGGUCAAGUUUACGCCACUUUCCUGAACCCCGCCGUUGCUGGUAACGUCCCGGCUGGCUGCACUGCGAUCUCCUUGAGCGCCACUCCUCGCUCUUCCUGUUCGGCAAGCGGCACCACUACCAGUCUUCCCACAACCCUGCCUACUACUGCCGCCACCAACUCGGCAACCACCACUGCCAGCUCUGUCCCAAGCAUCUCUACCCUCAGCCCUGGAUCGACCGCCACCUCCAGCCCGACCACCACCGCUCCUACUGUUACCGGUGGCUCUACCAUCAUCAGCGGUGGCUCAACUUUCGUCACCGGUGGUUCCACUGUCGUCACUGGCGGUUCUACUAUCGUCAGCCCCACCACCGGCCCCGCUGGCGGCUCGACAACCGACAGUACCGCGGCUGCAGCCACCUCCAGCAUUGCUCCCAACCCCGCGACCGUUGGAGGCUUCUCUCUCUUGGGAUGCUUCGCCUCGUCCAGCAACUUUCCCACGUUCGUUCUGGCCUUGUCUGACCCGUUGUUGACCCUCGAGAAGUGUACCGCUGCCUGCCCCAUCAGCUCUAGACUGGCUGCCCUGUUUGGUACCGACUGCUACUGUGGUGACAUCAUUGACAACACUCUCACCGUCCUUGUUCCCGAGGACCAGUGCAAUACUGUCUGCCCUGGUAACCCUCUUCAGCGCUGCGGUGGUCGCGGUCCUGCCCUCCGCUUGGCCCGCCGCCAGAUCCCGACUGACGUCCGUCUUACCGUCUACGUACGUCUCGACGUCUCACCGCCGGUUGUUUCUACUGUUACCAGCAUCAGUGUAAGCACCGGCGCCGGUACCACCGCGUCUGUCACCGUCGUCAACACCGUCACCCAACCUGGCACCACCGUUACUGCGCCGCCAGUUCCUACCAGCACUGGCCCCAACAUUGCAGGCACCCUCACUCUGCCUCCCGGUCUGUACACGGCUGGCGCUGCCCUGCCUGGUGGUGAGGUUUGCUACGUCGUUACCCGAUCCUGGUUCAUCGGGCAGACGGCGCUGCUGCCUGCCUUGCCCACAGCUACCGUCUGA
Molecule: messenger RNA, 1713 nt
Organism: Colletotrichum orchidophilum
Lineage: Eukaryota; Fungi; Ascomycota; Sordariomycetes; Glomerellales; Glomerellaceae
Exons: 3
Coding region: 1-1713 (570 amino acids)
Cellular component (GO): plasma membrane
Source: RefSeq, a predicted model, not a curated record